Messenger RNA from Amblyraja radiata (thorny skate), 2824 nucleotides. It is a transcript of the gene dusp8a, whose product is annotated as dual specificity phosphatase 8a. Gene Ontology annotation, cellular component: cytoplasm. NCBI's taxonomy places the organism in Eukaryota, Metazoa, Chordata, Chondrichthyes, Rajiformes, Rajidae. Gene Ontology annotation, biological process: peptidyl-tyrosine dephosphorylation; negative regulation of MAPK cascade. Bases 433 to 2145 code for a protein of 570 amino acids. The record is from RefSeq and is a predicted model, not a curated record. The transcript has 5 exons. Gene Ontology annotation, molecular function: MAP kinase tyrosine phosphatase activity; protein tyrosine/threonine phosphatase activity; MAP kinase tyrosine/serine/threonine phosphatase activity.
GCAUCGUACUUCCAUGCAGGAAAUCUCAAUUGCAAUCUCAUAAUGACCUCUUUCCUCUCGACCGCUUGAAUUUCCCCCACUGCUACAAGGAAGGAGGGAGGGGGAGAGAAGCACGAGUCGCUUUUCCAAAACAGGUUUGAGGAAAAGGUGGUGAAGCAUUCAGGAAUGCGAGGAUUCAGAAACACGCCCUCGUCGAUUUCACGCAUGAGCCGCGAGUAUUGUGCUGUGGCCAGGCAGCGCUGCAGCCGAGUCUGACAGUCACUAGAGAGAGAGAGAGAGAGAGAGAGGGCAGCACAGCCAGAGAGCGGGGACACACACACACCAACACACAUCCUGCAGAGAUCUGCAAAACGGAGCCGCGACCAUUCUCUCUCCGGAUCGCCUUUUAGCAACGAGACUCGCCGCAGCAACUCGCACCAGUGAAACAAAAAAAUGUACGAAACAGAAAUGAAACUGAAGAUCAGAGUGAGACGGAUAAAAGAAGGCAGAGAAAUCCGAGGUGCGGAUAAAGCAUGGAGCGCUUAUUUCGGGGGAUUUUCCGCGUUUUCAUCCUGUUUCCCGGGCUUGUGUGAGGGAAAGCCCACCUCACUCCUGCCGAUGAGCAUCUCUCAGCCGUGCUUACCCGUCGCCAACAUCGGUCCCACGCGAAUCCUUCCUCAUCUCUACUUGGGGUCGCAGAAAGACGUACUGAACAAGGACCUCAUGGAACAGAAUGGAAUCACGUACGUUCUCAACGCCAGCAACUCGUGUCCCAAGCCGGACUUCAUCUCCGAGAGUCACUUCAUGCGCAUUCCAGUCAAUGACAACUACUGUGAGAAGCUUCUGCCCUGGUUGGACGAGUCUGUGGAUUUUAUAGACAAAGCGAAAGUCUCCAACUGCCGAGUGCUUGUUCACUGCUUGGCGGGAAUCUCGCGAUCCGCUACCGUUGCCAUUGCCUACAUUAUGAAGACCAUGGGGCUCGCCUCAGACGAUGCUUACAGGUUCAUCAAGGACCGGCGGCCAUCCAUCUCUCCCAAUUUCAACUUCAUGGGGCAGCUGCUGGAGUACGAGAAGAGCAUGCGGCUUCUGAAGAUCCGCGCCCUGGGUCCGCCGAAGGCGCUGGCGGACCGGCCGGAGGAGGAUGUGGACAGGGAGGCCAGAGACGGCAGCAGAGGCGGCAGGGAGAGGACGUGCCCCGAGCUGGUGGGGCAAGGCGGGCAGAAGGAGAGCGGCGAGGCGGAGGGAGGCGUGGGCUGGGGCGAGUGCAAGAACGCCUCGCACAUCGCCCUGCAGCAGAGCCUCAACGGCCUGCACCUCUCCACCGAGCGCAUCCAGGACACCAACCGCCUCAAGCGCUCCUUCUCCCUCGACAUCAAGUCUUCGUACUCGCCCAGCGCCACGCCCAGCCUGAGCAAGGCCGCCACCCCAAUGGAUUCUGACGACAUCCCCAAGCUGUGCAAGCUGGAGGUGAGUCUGGGCAGUCCCGGCCAGGAGCAGCACGUCCAGACUCCAGACAGCCCGCUGUCAGACGCCAGCUGCGAGUCCAAAGCCCGGCAGAGGCGCAAACCAAAGCACAAUGGCAGUCUGUCCGCCUCAUCCGGCUCCCCCGUACACCCCCUCAGCUUGAACUUAACCAGGACCUUCGUACCUUGCCCAGUGCACAAGGGUAACGGUGUGGAGGGGAACUUGAAGCAGGCUCUGCUGCUGAAUAUCCCCAGUGCCCAGCAGCAGCAGCACCAGCUGGGGACCAGCAGCAUCACCCGCUGGGGCAAGCACACGGAACUGGCGCAGCCGCCCGCCUCCGCCAACCCUCCCGUCAACGGCCCGUGGUACUUCGGCACGGAGGGGCAGCCCGGCCACAAGGGAGGAGGCACCAACCUCUUCACCGGCACCGCCCCCACCCCAUACCCGCCCUUUGGCUGCGCCGCGCCGCCGGCCGGCUGUGAGCAGUACGGCUCGGUGAGGCUGCGGGAGAAGCCGGGGGAGCCGAGGGACGCCAGGCGGAGCUGGCACGAGGAGGGCACCAUCGAGAAACAGUUCAAGAGGCGCAGCUGCCAGAUGGAGUUCGAGGACGGCAUGUCGGAGAGCAGGUCCCGGGAAGACCUGGGCAAAAUCGGCAAGCAGUCCAGCUUCUCGGGCAGCAUGGAAAUCAUCGAGGUGUCGUGACGGCAUUGGCAGGGCAGCUUCUACUGGGCGACACGGAGAAUCUGUGGUUAUUUAUGGUCUGACAGCAGACACCACUGCCGCUGCACUCUCUGUGUGUAAAAGCAGAGUGCAAGCGCAGGAGCCAUUUUCUCUCGCGAUGCAGAGAGUGGAUUGACACAUCACUUGAAAUUUGUCUUGAACGUUUUCAGAAAAGCUAAUUCAUUUCUCCACACACAUUCUGGCAAUGGUGAAAAAAAAAGAAGAAAAUGUGGGCAAACGGCCACCCGGUUUAAAGAUGUACAGUGCGGUAUUUAAGUACUUCAAGCAAUACUCAAGAGAAAAGAAAGUCUGGUUUUAUCUUAUUAAUUAUAUAUUUUGUGUUGAUGUUUCCACAUCGUACUGUGGUCUGCACAGGACUGCUACCUGAGAAGGCCAUUUAUUGCACUUUGUCCUGCCUUGUGUGUGACUGAGCCAGUUGAAAUGCAGACUGCAGCACUUAAGGCUGGAAAAGUACCUUCUAUGAGAUAAUCUGUAUGAACUGAUUGCGAAUGGAUGCAGACGUUAAUAUAAUGUAAAUAGUGGUGUAUCUAUUAUUAUGGCUGAUUUAAAUGUUAUUAAAUAGUUUAAAGAUAUCCUGGCUGCUUGAUGCAAAUACCUCAGGUUUGAAUAAACAGAAAAAUUAAAAAAGCUUUUUCUUUUA